Vigna umbellata (rice bean) is the source of this 762-nucleotide messenger RNA. RefSeq names its product heavy metal-associated isoprenylated plant protein 20-like. Gene Ontology annotation, molecular function: metal ion binding. NCBI's taxonomy places the organism in Eukaryota, Viridiplantae, Streptophyta, Magnoliopsida, Fabales, Fabaceae. The record is from RefSeq and is a predicted model, not a curated record.
CAUACAAAUGUCCUUAUCUAACUUUAUUUUAUACAUUCAACUUUACCACAAGUAAUGCAUAUAUUAAGGAGAGACCCUUUUAAAUGCACAAUUUGGUAUCCCAAAAUAUUGUUAUAAAUAAAGCAUCUUCCCUCCCUCACUCUUUAAUUUGCUUUCACUUCAUCUCUCUUUCUCUCUCUCUCUUUCUCUUCUCCUCUGUCCUGUUCAAACUUCUGUUUUAGUUCUCCAUUCAUUUUUUGUGCUAAAAAAGAACCAACAAAAUGGGUGCUCUCUAUUUCCUUUCUGACUAGUUCUCAGUUUCCACCCCAAAAAAGAAACGCAAACCAAUGCAGACAGUUGAAAUCAAAGUGAAGAUGGACUGUGAUGGCUGUGAAAGAAGAGUUCGCAAUUCUGUUUCCAACAUGUCAGGUGUGAAAGAGGUAGAGGUGAAUAGAAAGCAAAGUAAGGUAACAGUAACAGGUUACGUGGAUAGAAACAAGGUCCUAAAGAAAGUACAAGGAACAGGAAAAAUAGCUGAGUUUUGGCCUUAUAUUCAGUACAACUUGGUUGCAUAUCCCUACGUGGCACAAGCAUAUGACAAGAAGGCACCAUCUGGGUAUGUGAAAAACACUGAACAAGCAUUCCCCAACCCAAACGAUGAGAAACUCACAUCUCUCUUCAGUGAUGACAACCCUAAUGCAUGUUUAAUCAUGUAAACCAUUUUCAGUACAAGAUCAGAGCUACCUUGCAAGUUCAUAUGCUUCACUGCUUCAUCUCUGCAUA